CGGACCUGCGGGAAGAUGGCGGCGGCCGGGCGGGCGGCGGUGGCGUGCGGGGCCCGCGCCGCUCUCGGGGCCCGCCGGGGCCGGGCCGGGGCCUUCAGGGCCGCCUCCGGGACCGGGAGCGGCACCGGGACCGCGGAGCUGCUGCAGGAGCGGCUGCGGCGGCACCAGGCAGCGGCUGCGCCCCCCCCGGGCCCCCUCCCCCCGGGUGCCCCCCCCCGGCCCGGUUCCCAGCAGCAGCAGGAGGAGGAGGAGGAGGAGGAGCGGCGGCGGCAGCGGCUGGCGGGGGCUCGGCGCCUGGCCCUGCGCCUGGGGGGGCUGCUGGGGGCCGGCACCGGCCUGGCCAUCGUCUACGUCUUCGGCAGCAACGCCGUGGACGAGCACGGGGCCAAGGUCCCUGACGAGUUCGAUGGAGACCCCGUGGGCAUCCAGCAGCUGCGCCGGACCUACAAAUACUUCAAGGACUACCGACAGAUGAUCAUUGAGCCCACCAGCCCCAAGCUGCUGCCGGACCCCCUGCGCGAGCCCUACUACCAGCCCCCCUACACCCUCGUCAUCGAGCUCACCGACGUCCUGCUGCACCCCGAGUGGUCGCUCGUCACCGGCUGGCGUUUCAAGAAGCGCCCGGGCAUCGAGAGCCUCCUGCAGCAGCUCGCCCCCCUCUACGAGAUCGUCGUCUUCACCUCCGAAACGGGCAUGACCGCCUUCCCCCUCAUCGACAGCAUCGACCCGCACGGCUUCGUCUCCUACCGGCUCUUCCGCGACGCCACGCGCUACAUGGACGGGCACCACGUCAAGGACAUCUCGUGCCUCAACAGAGACCCCGCCAAGGUGGUGGUGGUGGAUUGCCGCCGGGAAGCUUUCUGCCUGCAGCCCUACAACGGGCUGGCGCUGCGCCGCUGGGACGGCAGCUCCGACGACCGCUCCCUCUAUGACCUGGCCGCCUUCCUUAAAACCAUCGCGCUGAGCGGGGUGGAGGACGUGCGCGCGGUGCUGGAGAACUACGCGCUGGAGGACGACCCCCUGGCCGCCUUCAAGCGGCGUCGCUCGCAGCUCGAGGAGGAGGAGCAGCAGCGGCUGGCGGAGCUGGCGCAGGGCAAGAAGCCCCCGGGGCUCUUCCUGGGCACCCUCGCCCGGCGCCUCUGGCCCCACUCCAAGCAGCAGUGACGCCCCCGACCCCCCCCCUCGUCCCCGACCCCCCCACGUUGUCGCCGCCUCCCCCCCUAUUGUCACUGACCCCCCCCGACGCGUCCCCAGCUUUUAUUUUUAUUUUUUUGGGG
Molecule: messenger RNA, 1277 nt
Organism: Anas platyrhynchos (mallard)
Lineage: Eukaryota; Metazoa; Chordata; Aves; Anseriformes; Anatidae
Gene: TIMM50
Product: translocase of inner mitochondrial membrane 50
Source: RefSeq, a predicted model, not a curated record